AUGUAUAGUUAUCGUCGUUAUCAACAUCUAAAGUUUACCCUCUUGCUUCAGCCAUCGACUGAACCGAGAAGACAGGGGGGAACGCGACUUCGACUUCAACUGAGGUGGGUGGGAGGGCACGACCAUGACGACGAGGAACGACAACGACAACAACGACGAGGCCGGCGGUGGGUGGGAGGCGCCCCGACGACAAGGGGCUCGGCCUUUGGUAGGGGACGAUGGGAGGACUUGCAAGGGAACAGGGCCCGGGGAUUCGAAAUCAACUUGUGGGCACUGGGGGAUCUUCUUGUGGAAACUGGGGGGUUGCAACCCCCUAAUGAUCAUCACAGCCUUGUUGUCGGCGAUGGUCUCGCCGAUGGUAACAUUAAAUCUCGAGAGGUUUACUAA
This is a messenger RNA of Penicillium diatomitis, 387 nucleotides long. RefSeq lists its product as uncharacterized. NCBI's taxonomy places the organism in Eukaryota, Fungi, Ascomycota, Eurotiomycetes, Eurotiales, Aspergillaceae. The coding region runs from base 1 to 387 and encodes 128 amino acids. The transcript has 2 exons. The record is from RefSeq and is a predicted model, not a curated record.